AUGAGUACCAACACCCAGCUCCGUGGCAAAGUGGCAGUGAUCACAGGUGCUUCAGGAGGCAUUGGUGCCGCCAUCGCGUUGGAGCUCUCAGUUGCUGGAGCCAAAGUGGUGCUAGGGGCUCGACGCCUCGAGGCUCUUGAAGCUGUUAGAUCGAGUCUCGAGAAUGCUCAAUCCAACAGCUUCAAGGACGGAUCUCAUGAAGGCAUUCUUAUUGUUCAGACGGACGUCACGAAGCGCCAAGAGGUGCAUGCUCUUGUAAAAAAGGCAGAGGAGGCGUUUGGGGCUGUGGAUAUCUUUGUAAAUAACGCUGGCGUGAUGCCGUUUGAGCUUCUGAAGAACGUGAACCAGGACAGUUGGGAUCGAACGAUCGACAUCAAUUGCAAAGGGACCCUCAAUGGUGUAGCCGCCGUGCUGCCCCAGAUGCUAGCUCGGAAGUGUGGCCAUAUUGUCAACAUCUCGUCCGAUGCUGGGCGCAAAGUAUUUCCUGGAUUGGGCGUUUACUCGGCAUCCAAGAUGUUUAUCGAAGGUAUCUCUCAGGCACUUCGCCUUGAGCACGUCGGAAGUGGACUGCGCGUGACCUCCAUCCAGCCUGGGAACGUGGCAACGGACUUGGUCAAGCAUGCGAAUGCUGCGAGCGGAGUCGACGAAGAGGCAAUGAAGUUGUAUGGAGGAGCUUCUGAGUGCGAAGUUCUCAAGCCAGAGGAUAUCAGUCGCGCUGUGUUGUACGCCGUCACGCAGCCGCAGUACGUGGCAGUGAAUGAAGUUUUAGUGGAACCGCGAGAUGAACCAAUUUAA
Molecule: messenger RNA, 795 nt
Organism: Peronospora matthiolae
Lineage: Eukaryota; Oomycota; Peronosporomycetes; Peronosporales; Peronosporaceae
Source: the annotation of a GenBank genome assembly